Messenger RNA from Gambusia affinis (western mosquitofish), 1692 nucleotides. RefSeq names its product pipecolic acid oxidase (gene pipox). Bases 132 to 1331 code for a protein of 399 amino acids. Gene Ontology annotation, molecular function: sarcosine oxidase activity; L-pipecolate oxidase activity; flavin adenine dinucleotide binding. The record is from RefSeq and is a predicted model, not a curated record. The transcript has 8 exons. Gene Ontology annotation, cellular component: peroxisome. Lineage: Eukaryota; Metazoa; Chordata; Actinopteri; Cyprinodontiformes; Poeciliidae.
GAGCAGAUCAAGAACUGCAGACAGCAGACAUAACCCUGACCCUACUGGGUUCUCCAGGAUCUUGGGUCCGAACUCCACUGAUCAUGGGCGGAGAAAUAUAGGGCUGAGUUAUAAAAGACUGAGAGUUGAAUAUGAGUACAGUGUGUCCAUUUAGAGCCGACAGCAUGUUUGCUAAGCAGGACUAUGACUGUGUGGUGAUCGGGGCGGGAGUGCAGGGCUCCUUCACGGCCUACCAGCUGGCUAAACACAACAAGAAGACUCUGCUGCUGGAGCAGUUCAUUCUGCCUCACACCCGAGGGAGCUCCCAUGGCCAGACUCGCAUCAUCCGUAGAGCCUAUGAGCAGGACUUUUACACGCAGAUGAUGGGGGAGGGCUACCAGCUGUGGGCCCAGCUGGAGAAGGAGGCCGGAGUGACGCUGUGCAGACAAACUGGAUUGCUAGUCAUGGGACCAGAAACCAGUGGGGAUUUCCCGCUGGUCAAGAACACCUUGCUGAAGAACAAGGUUCCCACGGUGAUCCUGAGCCGUGAUAACUUCCACCAGCACAUCCCCAACAUGGUGCUGUCUGAGGGCCACGGCGCCCUGGUGGAUCAAACCGCCGGCGUUCUGUUUGCAGACCGGGCCCUGAAGGCGGUUCAGGAUCAGUUUCGGAAGUUGGGUGGGGUCAUACGGGAUAAUGAGAAGGUUACGGAAAUCGAGCCUGGUCCGGUUGUCAAGGUGACGACCUCUGGAGGAGCUUAUCAAGCGAGAAAUGUGGUGAUCACUGCUGGACCCUGGACCAAUAAGCUCCUGGCUCACACUGGAAUCCAGUUACCACUGGAGAUUAUUAAGAUUAAUGUGUGCUACUGGAGAGAGAAGAUUCCCGGGACUUACUCUGUGAAGCAGCGUUUUCCAUGCUUUCUGCUCACUGAGUGUUUGGAGAGCAGAGAACACAUCUAUGGCCUCCCGUCGAAUGAAUAUCCAGACUUGGUGAAGAUUUGCUACCACAUGGGCAGCAAGACUGACCCGGAUUACAGAGACCUGCAGACGGACACGUCUGACAUCGAUAUCCUGAAGCGAUACGUUUCCAGAUGCGUACCUGGCCUGGUUCCUGAGCCUGCCGUGGUGGAGAGCUGCAUGUAUACACUAACACCUGAUCGCCACUUUGUGUUGGAUUACCAUCCGAACUACAGCAACAUCGUCAUUGGAGCAGGAUUCUCGGGUCAUGGCUUCAAGUUCGGCCCAGUCAUUGGUAAGCUCCUGCGUGAGCUCAGCCUGGGAGAAGAGCCUUCCUUUGACCUUUCACCUUUCAAAAUCAGACGUUUCCAGUCAGAGAUGAAAUCAGAUUUGUAGGAUCAGGACUGGAUUCAUGAAUCCUUCCUCCAACUCGUUCAUUCUUUAAAUCAACAAGUUUACAUGAUGUCACCAGUUUUAGAGCUCCUAAAGACAAGAUGUGUUUAACUAGCCUUUUACAAUUACAACACAUUAAUUUUUGCUUUACUUUGCUUACUUUUAGUGAUUUCAUCAUGAUAAAGAUUAAAUCUUAGUAACCAAGUGAAGGGGAUCUUAUUACAAAGCAAAAACACUUUGAGUCAAAUAAUUUCACAAGUGAAGUUGUUUUUCUCUUCCGAUCACUUUUAAAUGUUCUGAUAUUCAGACCUUGCCAUUUUUAGUCUGAGUUGAUAUAACAGAAUAAAAUUGUAUCUGAAUGAAA